Messenger RNA from Erythranthe guttata (spotted monkey flower), 1558 nucleotides. Its product is annotated as Phosphoribosyltransferase family protein. NCBI's taxonomy places the organism in Eukaryota, Viridiplantae, Streptophyta, Magnoliopsida, Lamiales, Phrymaceae. Gene Ontology annotation, molecular function: magnesium ion binding; ribose phosphate diphosphokinase activity. The record is from RefSeq and is a predicted model, not a curated record. Gene Ontology annotation, cellular component: ribose phosphate diphosphokinase complex; cytoplasm. Gene Ontology annotation, biological process: purine nucleotide biosynthetic process; ribonucleoside monophosphate biosynthetic process; 5-phosphoribose 1-diphosphate biosynthetic process.
AAAAAAAUCCAACGUUAAAACCCUAACAAUACCUACUAGAUUUUCUCCUCCAGCUGAGCUGAAUUAAACUCGGAGCAGCAGCAGAAGAAAAAUGGCGUCGCUAGCUUUGUCUGGUACCAGCCUCUUCAAUCCCCAUAAAACCCCUCAUUACACUCCUAAAACCCCAUCGUCAAUCCGAUGUGAUAAAUUGCCGGAAUCGGUGAGGUGCAGGGAAAAUGGGAAACCAGUAACCGUCGGUCGUGAAUAUAACGGUCAAUCGUCUCCGUCGUUUCCCAGCUUCUUGACCACCCCCAAUCGAUUGUUACUCGACAGAUUCUCCGACCCGAAAGCCGACACGCGGCUUCGUAUUUUCUCCGGCACCGCCAAUCCUUCUCUAUCGCAGGAAAUUGCCUGUUAUAUGGGUCUUGAGCUUGGUAAGAUUAAGAUCAAACGCUUUGCUGACGGGGAGAUUUACGUUCAGUUACAGGAGAGUGUUCGUGGAUGUGAUGUGUAUCUUGUGCAGCCCACAUGUCCUCCAGCAAAUGAAAAUCUAAUGGAGCUAUUGAUAAUGAUUGAUGCUUGCCGUCGGGCAUCAGCCAAAAAUAUUACCGCUGUUAUUCCUUAUUUUGGAUAUGCGCGGGCUGACCGAAAGACUCAAGGGCGUGAAUCAAUUGCAGCCAAACUUGUAGCAAAUUUGAUUACCGAAGCAGGUGCAGACAGGGUUCUGGCAUGUGAUCUUCACUCUGGACAGUCCAUGGGAUACUUUGAUAUUCCAGUGGAUCAUGUGCAUGGCCAGCCUGUGAUACUUGAUUAUCUUGCCAGUAAGACAAUAAGUUCCGAUGAUUUGGUUGUGGUCUCACCGGAUGUUGGUGGGGUCGCUAGAGCAAGAGCUUUUGCAAAGAAGCUGUCUGAUGCUCCUCUAGCUAUUGUGGAUAAAAGGCGUCAUGGGCACAAUGUUGCUGAGGUCAUGAAUUUGAUCGGGGAAGUUCGGGGGAAAGUGGCAGUGAUGGUAGAUGACAUGAUCGAUACUGCUGGAACUAUUGCAAAAGGAGCUGCUCUAUUACAUCAAGAAGGGGCUAGGGAGGUUUAUGCUUGCACCACUCAUGCCGUUUUCAGUCCUCCAGCCAUAGAGAGAUUGUCGAGCGGACUAUUUCAAGAGGUUAUCGUAACAAACACCAUUCCAGUAGCGGAGCACAACUAUUUUCCACAGCUCACAAUCUUAUCUGUGGCUAACCUUUUGGGAGAAACUAUAUGGCGUGUGCAUGAUGAUUGUGCUGGUGGUUUUGAACCGUACUCGAGCUUGGGAAUCGACUGAUGAAUUUCUUACCGCUUUCUACGUUCAACUUUGAAGUUGCAGUUUUGCAUUAAUCAAUUAAAAUGGUAGUUGUGUUGUACAAAUUUGUUGACCAAUCUGAUAUUAGUAUUUGUUACAAAUGGAAUUUGUUUGUGUAAAUGUCAAUUCACUGCUUUUUUUUAGCAAUAAUACUUUAAAUUGGUUUUGGUGAAGUUCACUUUCUGAACUGAACCUAUUAUUUUCUUUCUUGAAUUGGUUUAUGUAUUUUUAAAAAAUAUUGGUGAA